Molecule: messenger RNA, 425 nt
Organism: Rhagoletis zephyria (snowberry fruit fly)
Lineage: Eukaryota; Metazoa; Arthropoda; Insecta; Diptera; Tephritidae
Product: protein white-like
Biological process (GO): transmembrane transport
Cellular component (GO): cytoplasmic vesicle membrane; plasma membrane
Molecular function (GO): ATPase-coupled transmembrane transporter activity
Source: RefSeq, a predicted model, not a curated record
CAGAAAGGGAAGACCGUUGUACUUACUAUACACCAACCGUCGACCGAGUUAUUUGAGUUGUUCGACAAGAUUCUGCUGAUGGCGGAAGGUCGAGUGGCAUUUUUAGGUACACCUGGAGAGGCGGUGGACUUUUUCUCAUACAUUGGCGCUCAGUGUCCGACCAAUUACAACCCUGCAGACUUUUAUGUACAACUUUUAGCCGUAGUACCAGGCCGAGAAGUUGAGUCACGUGAACGUAUAGCCAAAAUUUGUGACAACUUCGCUGUGGGAAAAGUCUCGCGCGAGAUGGAGGAAAGUUUUCAGAAACUAAAAAGGUCCAAUGGCUUAUCCAGGGAAGACGAGAAUGGGUUUACGUACAAAACCUCUUGGUUCUUGCAAUUUGGUGCGGUACUUUGGCGCUCCUGGCUGUCGGUGUUGAAAGAGCC